AUGGCAGGAGGGUUGGUUGAAGGAGCUGUUCUUGGAGCAGUAUUUCAAGAAGGGACAAAACCAAUCACAAACCAGAUAUCCAAAGCUUGGAAUUUCAGAAAAACACGCAAAAACCUCGCCUCUCUUGUGCAUCGCAUCAUGCCAGCAGCCAAACAAAUGAAACUGUUGGAUGAGAAAUUGGUUCGUCCAACAGAAGAAACUGAUAGGCUAAUACAAGAGAUUGAACAAGGGAGAGAAUCAGUUAACAAACUCUCCAACGUCCCUUGGUGGAAAUGUUGUUGUUUACCUUGUUAUCAAGGAGAGCUUCAUGAUGAGGAAGAGAAAAUUGCUAGAUCAAGUAGUCUUGUUACCCCGUUUACUAUGGCAAGAGAUGUUAAAGAGACACUGUCCAUAGUGACAGAUAUCAAGGGGAGACAAUUCAACAGGUUAUGUGAUGCUCCUGUUAAACCUCAUUUCACUAUUGGGCUGGAUUUUCCUUUGAAUCAGUUGAAGAAUUGGCUGCUCAGUAAAGACAGGUCUGUACGCGUGUUAACCGGCUUGGCUGGUUCCGGGAAGACCACUUUAGCUUCGUUGCUGUGUUGGGAUCAACAAGUCAGAGGUAAAUUUGGACAAAACAUUUUGUUCUUCACUGUGUCAAAAACUCCAAAUUUGAAGAAUAUUGUGCAGAAUUUGUUUCAACAUUGUGGACAUGAUGAGCCUUGCUUCGUAGACGAUGAUGAUGCAGUCAAAAACUUGUCAAAUUUGCUAACCGAAAUUGGGGAAAGUUGUCCAUUGAUGAUGGUUCUUGAUAAUGUUCCCCCAGGCUUAGAAUCCUUUGUUGAGGCAUUUCAGGUUCAAGUUCCGGAUUGUAAAAUUUUGAUAACUUCUAGAGUUGAGUUUCCACGGUUUGAAACAACAUCCUUAAGGCCACUUAGCCUUGUCGACGCGAUUACCCUUUUCAGUCGCUUUGCACUGCCAAAUGAUGGGAAAAGAGGAACUUAUGUUCCUGAUGAAGAAUAUCUUCAAGAGAUAGCAAAGGGUUGUUGGGGUUCUCCACUGGCCCUUAAAUUGAUUGGUGGAUCACUAUGUGGGCAACCUAUUGCGGUGUGGAAAAAAAUGGUGAGCUUGUUGUCAAGAGGUCGUUCUAUUGUUUUUUCGAAUAAUGAUUUGCUUAGUCGCCUUCAAAAAGUUUUGGAGGAAGCACUGGAAGAUAAUCACAUAAUCAAGGAGUGCUUCAUGGACCUUGGAUUAUUUUUUGAAGACAAAAAAAUACCUGUUGCUGCUCUCAUUGACAUGUGGACAGAACUGAACAACCUAGACGACGACAACAUAGAUGGAAUGAACAUUGUUCAUGAUUUAGACAACCUGCAUUUGGUUAAUCUUGUAGUUGCAAGGGAAGUGACUAGUCACGUUGACAAUUACUACAACCACCAUUUUCUUACACAGCAUGACCUUCUUAAAGAGAUAGCUAUCCAUCAAGCCAGACAGGAACCAUAUGAGCACAGGAAAAGGUUGAUUUUUGACAUGAAGGAAAAUAGUUGGGAUCGACAGAACAAGAAAAAUACCGUUGCUCGCACAUUGUCCAUAUCAACUGACAAAAUGUUGACCCCAGAUUGGAGCAAUAUUGUGAAAGUUGAACGAGUUGAGGUUUCAGUUCCUUCCCUUUGCACAUUGAACAGACUGCGAAAGUUGUCCCUUUAUAAUUGCAAAACAAGACAUGAUUUUCAAAGUGAAACCAUUUCAGUUUCAAAGGUUCUCCCAAAUCUAGAAGAGUUGUGUAUUGAUUAUUGCAAAGAUUUAGUAACACUUCCUGUUGGGCUUUGUUAUAUUACUUCCCUCAAGAAGCUCAGUAUCACAAGGUGCAUUAACUUUCUUGUGCCACCGCAAGAAAUUGGAAACCUCGAGAAUUUGAAAGUAUUAAGACUUAGUUCUUGUGCUGAGUUGGGGGAGAUGCCAGCUUCUAUUGGAAAUCUUCAUGAGCUUCAUUUUCUUGAUAUAUCAGGUUGUGCAAGCCUUCACACUUUACCAGAAGAAAUUGGAAACUUGCAUAAUCUAAAAGAGCUUCACAUGACUAGUUUUUCAACAUUGCCAUGGUCAGUCACAAAACUUGAGAGUUUAAAGUAUUUAAUAUGUGAUCAAGAGACUGCUCAAUGUUGGGAACAUUUCAAGCCUAGCCUUCCCAAUCUAAAAAUAGAAGAGGCUGAAGUUAACUUAUUCAUUAUUGUAUGA
Vicia faba (fava bean) is the source of this 2208-nucleotide messenger RNA. NCBI's taxonomy places the organism in Eukaryota, Viridiplantae, Streptophyta, Magnoliopsida, Fabales, Fabaceae. The record is from the annotation of a GenBank genome assembly.